AUGAAGUUUUUGGAAUUGAUUUUCGUGUUGGCAGGUAUUAUUCAAAAUGGUAUUUCGGUACCGAUUGUGUACAAGUCAAAAUUUUCAGCGGUUCAGAGUGCUUCCAGUGCUUGCACUCCGGCCACUUCUGCCACGUGUACUUCGGAUUUGCUCCAAUGCUGUGGAUUGCAACUGAAGGCCGACUUGGCAUUGUCCAACUGCUAUGGUGAGUUUAUUUUCUCUUAAAUUCACGUGAAAACUCCAACUUAGGAAUUCUUGCCUUCGAACCGGAAUGCCAUCGUCAAGAAAUCGAGAACAUGUACACCAAUGGUACUAGCGGACUAUUCUUUGUUUGCGAGUUAGUACACAUAUUCCUGGAAAAAAAUAGAAACUCUUGUUUACAGCGCUUUCAACAAGUAUUACGAGUGUCUUGGCCCAGCUCGUCGUGACUGCACCAGCAUUGGUUUCCACGUAAAAGCAGGCAUCCGACUCGCGUCAGUUCUUCUUCCUGCAAACACUAUCUGAUCUGAACACUUUCAGCGACGCCGCCAACGUCGUGUCUAUGUACAAGCAGUUUGGGUUUGCGUGUGGAGCAGGAUUUGAAGGUACUCUUCCUGAUUUCGCCCCCAGUUCAGUGUUUUUUCAAAGGAUUCUCCAAUAAUGAUGCGUGCAUGUCGGAAAUUUUCAACACAAAGCAAGCGCAGAUCAGCAAGUGCCGCUCUCAGUUCUCGCUGAACAUUCUCUCGGAUUACAACAACCACUGCCUGUAUGUUCUUCACCGCUCUCUUUUACCCCAAUAACUAGUUGAUCCUUUUUAGGCACUUUGAACAGUACACCGGUUGCUUCAACGCACUUUUCGAUCACAGCUUGUGCAACUCCGAAAGCUCAUGGUGGGGUUGUGAGUACGCCAGACAGGCUGGAAAGGCGAUCUUGCAGGAUUGCAACCUCCAAUGCUCGUGUAAGUUCUGAAUCAUUGAGAGAUUAUAAAUAAUGCAACGGAUUUCAGCGUUGUGA
Messenger RNA from Caenorhabditis sp. 36 PRJEB53466, 993 nucleotides. Lineage: Eukaryota; Metazoa; Nematoda; Chromadorea; Rhabditida; Rhabditidae. The record is from the annotation of a GenBank genome assembly.